Messenger RNA from Labrus bergylta (ballan wrasse), 1745 nucleotides. RefSeq names its product tripartite motif-containing protein 16-like. The record is from RefSeq and is a predicted model, not a curated record. Lineage: Eukaryota; Metazoa; Chordata; Actinopteri; Labriformes; Labridae. Gene Ontology annotation, molecular function: protein binding; zinc ion binding.
GAAAUGGCGCAGAAAGGAGUUCAACUAGACCGGGAGGCCUUCUCUUGUUCCAUCUGUCUGGAUCUCCUGAAGGAUCCGGUUGCUAUUCCCUGUGGACAUAGUUACUGUAUGAACUGUAUUAAAAGCCAUUGGGAUAAAGAGGAUGAGAAGACAAUCUACAGCUGCCCUCAGUGUAGGCAGACUUUCACACCAAGGCCUGUUCUGGUGAAAAACACCAUGUUGGCAGUUUUAGUGGAGAAGCUGAAGAAGACUGGACUCCAAGCUGCUCCUGCUGAUCACUGCUAUGCUGGACCUGAUGAUGUGGCCUGUGAUGUCUGCACCGGGAGGAAACUGAAAGCCUGUAAGUCCUGUCUGCAGUGUCUGGCCUCUUACUGUGAGAAACAUCUUCAGCCUCAUUAUGAACUACCUGUCUUCAAGAAACACAAGCUGGUGGAGCCCUCCAAGAAGCUCCAGGAGAACGUCUGCUCUUGUCAUAAUGAGGAAAUGAAAGUAUUUUGUCGUACUGAUCAGCAGUCUAUCUGUUAUCUCUGUUUAAUGGAUGAACACAAAGGUCAUGACACAGUCUCAGCUGCAGCAGAAAGGAGCGAGAAGCAGAGAGAGCUCGAGGUGAGUCGACAAAACAUCCAGCAGAGAAUCCAGGACAGAGAGAAAGAUGUGAAGCUGCUUCAACAGGAGGUGGAGGCUAUCAAUGGCUCUGCUGAUAAAACAGUGGGGAACAGUGAGAAGAUCUUCACUGAGCUGAUCCGUCUCAUGGAGAAAAGCUGCUCUGAUGUGAAGCAGCAGGUCAGAUCCCAGCAGCAAACUGAAGUGAGUCGAGUCAGAGAGCUUCAGGAGAAGCUGGAGCAGGAGAUCACUGAGCUGAAGAGGAAAGACGCUGAACUGGAGAAGCUCUCACACACAGAAGAUCACAACCAGUUUCUACACGACUACCCCUCACUGUCACCACUCAGUGAAUCUACACACUCAUCCAGCAUCAAGAUCCGUCCUCUGAGGUACUUUGAGGAUGUGACAGCAGCUGUGUCAGAAGUCAGAGAUAAACUUCAGGAUGUCCUGAGAGAGAAAUGGACAAACAUCUCACAGACAGUGAGUGAAGUGGAUGUUUUACUGUCAGAACCAAAACCAGAGCCCAAGACCAGAACUGAGUUCUUAAAAUAUUCAUGUGACAUCACACUGGAUCCAAACACAGCACGCACACAGCUGUUAUUAUCUGAUGAGAACAGAAAAGUAACAGCAAUGAGAAAAGAACAGUCUUAUUCUAGUCACCCAGACAGAUUCACUGGUAGGUGUCAGGUCCUGAGUAAAGAGAGUUUGACUGGACAUUGUUAUUGGGAAGUGGAGUGGCGAGGAAGAGGAGUUUAUGUAGCAGUCACAUACAAGAAUAUCAGCAGAGCAGGGGGCUCAGAUGAAUGUUGGUUUGGACGUAAUGACAAGUCUUGGGCGUUAGAUUGUUACAACAACAGUUAUGACUUUUGGUACAACAAUGUCAGGACUCCUGUCUCAGGUCCUCGGUCCUCCAGAGUAGGAGUGUACCUGGAUCACAGAGCAGGUAUUCUGUCCUUCUACAGCAUCUCUGAAACCAUGACUCUCCUCCACAGAAUCCAGACCACAUUCACUCAGCCUCUACAUGCUGGACUCUGGAUUCAACAUUUUGAAGAAUCUGCUGAGUUUUGUAAGCUGAAGUAGACAGAAGUCAUUAGGGGACAAUGUGUUAACAUCUGUGUUUUUUUUCCAUGUUUCUACAGAAA